Fomitopsis serialis is the source of this 1644-nucleotide messenger RNA. RefSeq names its product glycoside hydrolase superfamily. Bases 1 to 1428 code for a protein of 475 amino acids. The transcript is spliced from 13 exons. Gene Ontology annotation, biological process: carbohydrate metabolic process. The record is from RefSeq and is a predicted model, not a curated record. Gene Ontology annotation, molecular function: carbohydrate binding; chitinase activity. Lineage: Eukaryota; Fungi; Basidiomycota; Agaricomycetes; Polyporales; Fomitopsidaceae. Gene Ontology annotation, cellular component: extracellular region.
AUGGUUCUCAGCCGGUCUUCGUCUGUAGCCUUUUGGCUUGGCUUGUCGGGUCUCGUGGGUGACCUUACCGUGGUCUCUGCGGCGUUCUCGAACAGUGCUACAGACAACCUCGCUGUUUACUGGGGCCAGGACUCAUACGGGGCUUCAGGUGGUAGCAGUUCCGGCUACCAGCAGAACAUCUCGUACUAUUGCCAGGAUGAUGUGAUCGACGCCAUUCCUAUGGCGUUCCUGAACGUCUUCUUUGGCGAAGGAGGCGAGCCCUCCCUCGACCUGGCGAACACUUGCAGCACCGCCAAUGACCCCGUGUUCGAGGGUACUCAGCUGCCGGAAUGCCAAUUCCUGGCGUCUGGCAUCGAGACGUGCCAGAGCGCAGGCAAGAUCGUGACAAUGAGUUUAGGAGGUGCAACUGGAUCUGCGAGUUUCAGUAACUCGAGCCAGGCGCAAGAGUUCGCUCAAACUAUCUGGGACCUCCUUCUUGGAGGGUCCAGCAGCACCCGCCCUUUCGGCAACGCUGUCCUUGACGGAAUUGACCUUGACAUCGAAGGUGGUUCGUCCGAUUACUUCACUGACUUCGUCUCGGCCCUCCGCUCUUUAAUGAACUCUGGCUCGAAGACGUACUACCUCACUGCUGCACCGCAGUGCCCAUUCCCGGACGCAUAUCUCGGCAGCGUUAUCAACGCAGAGUCCUUUGAUGCAAUCUACGUGCAGUUCUAUAACAACUACUGUGGAUUGACCAACUACGAUAAUUCAAACGACUGGGACUUCGGCACUUGGGACAACUGGGCCAAGAACACUUCUCCGAACCCGAACGUCAAGGUGUACAUCGGAGCGCCUGCCUCGUCCUCGGCAGCUGGUUCUGGUUACGUUGACGCGGCGACCCUGGGAGCGAUCGCCCAAGCGACGCGCCAGCAGUACUCCUCUUUCGGGGGUGUCAUGCUCUGGGACGCCUCGCAGGCAUACGCGAACAACCGCUAUGAUGCUGCCAUUAAGGGCUACCUCACCGGCAGCAGCGUCACUACUGUCACUCCGAGCAGCACUUCCACGACGACAGCGGCUCCCACGACGUCUUCGGCGACCACUACAUCUGCCCCUGCCACCACCACCACUGCUCAAGCGGGCGACUGCGCGGGAGUCGGGACGUGGGUGGCGAAUGUCGCGUACACGGGCGGCGAUCAGGUCAUCUACAACGGCGAGCUUUGGACGGCGAAGUGGUGGAGCUACGGCGACACCCCGGGUGGAGACGCUGGCGACUGGACCGACGACGGCGCCUGCUCAUCCACGAACGGCAAGGUCCAGUACCAGAGCAAGGAGGCUCCUCUGACCGCCAGCCCGAAGGCGGGCACCGUGCCCAACCUCUCCUUAUCCGCAGCCAUCGCGGCCAAGACGGCCGACGUCACUCGGCGAAACUCCCGCUUCUUCCAGCUCUGAGAUCCCAACCCCGGAUUAUGAUGAUUGGGGCUCUGCAUACUUCACUUCCUUACAUCGCACACGACGCACUCACGGUAUCUAUUCCCACUCGUCUAUCUCUGUCCGUCUUGCUGCAUUCGCACUUCGGGGGCGUUUGACACCCCCCUUCGCUGCUCUCGCAUGUCUCCUUAGUUAGCUAUCCAUGGGCUUGUACUGGCUGUAUCCAUUACUUGAAUC